UUCCUCCUGUCACACGUGGGUUGGAAUCUUUCCUGUGGCGCGGAAUCGAGAAGUUCCCUCAGGUUUUCAACAGAUCAAAUUCCAUCGAAAUGUGGUUUUAUUAUGAAAACCGAUGUUAAUAAACGCGUGUGCGGGACAGAUAUUACAGUUUAAAGUCCGAGUUUAGCUCGUGAGCCGCAGGAUGACGCAGAAACAGCCGUUAGAGGUUCGCUUCGUGUCUGAUGAAGAGGUUUUGGAUCAUAUUGUAGAGAAACAACAAGGUAAAAAACUGGUGACCCUGAAAACCCAGCAGAAAUCCAAAAGAUGUGAUGAUGAUGAUGAUGAUGAUGAUGAAGAGGUGUUGAAUGAGCAGAACUAUGUGGACGCUCUGUGCGCCGGAUCACAAGAUGAGAGUGAAAACGGCUCGGUCACCGCAGGAGCGUCUGUCUUCUCGUUUCAGACCAUCAAACGGGGGAAUAAAAUGGCUCAGAUGGCGUCUGAAUGGGCCCGGACGCCUGGGAAGAGCGUGACCUUCAGCACGUCAGACACAAACGAGGACUCGUCCAGCCCGACACGCGCCGCUAAGAAAUCAGCCGAUCAGAACAAAACCCCUCAGAAGGGAAAGAAGGUGCAGUUCAUCUCAACGACUCCACACCGUCUGCGCAAGAGACUGUCAGCUCCGAACCUGCGCUCAGACAGCGAGAGUGAUUUCUCCCCCUCGAACUCGGAGGAGGAGGAGGAUGAGGAAGAACACGGCGGGAAGAGGGCCGAGCCGACCAAAACACCCAGCAAAAACACUUCAGCCGCUGCCCUUUACAAGACGCCCAGCAAGAAGGGCAGGAGAGCGGCAGAGUCUGAUCUGGUGGAAGAGUAUUUUGAGGCUCACAGCAGCUCUAAGGUUCUCACGUCCGAUCGGACGCUCCAGAAGCUCCAGACGCCCAAGCUGGACCGGGAAACUCUGCUCAGCCUCCUGAGUGAAAACCAGCCGCGCUUCGCAGAGGAAAUCAAGAAGAUGAACGCUAAACACGAGAAGAACUUCAACCAGUGGAUGCUGCAGCUGCACAUGGGUUUUAAUAUCCUGAUCUUUGGUUUGGGCUCCAAGAAGCUCUUGCUGGAGAAGUUCUGCACCUCGAUGCUGUCUGAGUAUGAUCAUGUGGUGGUCAAUGGCUUCUUCCCCAGUAUGACCCUCAAAGCGAUCCUCAGCUCCCUCACCUGCGGCGUGUUCGGACACGAGGGAACUUUCCGUAAUCCUGCAGACCAGAUCGACUUCAUCAUCAAAGCUCUGAGAGAAGACCCAAGCAAUCACGUCUUCCUGCUCAUCAAUAACAUCGACGGGCCCAUGCUGAGGGGCGACAGGACCCAGCAGGCUCUGGGGCAGCUGGCGGCGCUUCCCAACAUGCACCUGCUGGCCUCCAUCGACCACAUCAACGCUCCUCUCAUCUGGGAUCAAGCGAAGAUGAGCAUGUUCAACUGGCUGUGGUACGAAACCACCACCUACCUGCAGUACACCGAGGAGACGUCCUACGAGAACUCCCUGCUGGUGCAGCAGACCGGAGCCCUGGCCCUCAGCUCACUCACACACGUGCUACGGAGCCUCACGCCUAACGCCAGGGGAAUCUUCAGAUUGCUGGCUGAGUUUCAGCUGGAGAACAAGGACAAUCCUGCAUACACAGGACUGUCUUUCCAGGACUUCUACCAGCGCUGUCGUGAGUCGUUCCUGGUGAACAGUGACAUCACGCUCCGGACACAGCUCACCGAGUUCAGAGACCACAAACUCAUCCGCACCAAGAAGGGCGCUGAUGGAGUGGAGUAUCUGCUGAUCCCGGUGGAUAACGGCACUCUGAGCGACUUCUUGGAGAAAAACGACGUGGAGUGAAACCAGGAAAACCUCGCUGCUGUCCACGGAUCAGCGAACGUCUUUCUGAUCAAGAACUUGCCGGCAUCGUAUCAUAACUUGUUUCGUUUUGCAGUUCACGUCCCAUGGAAAGUGAAUGGGUGCCGUCAGAAUGAGAAACAUCACAAUAAUCCACGGCACUCCGGUCCAUCGGUGAACAUCCGGAGGAGACGGAAGAUCAAACUAAUCCAGCGUUGAGAGGUUUUUAACUCAAAUAUGAGUCUGUAAUAAUAAAAGUGUUCUGAUCUGAAUGAGGAGAGAAAUCUGCACGGAUCAAAACACCUCUAAACUAAUAUCUGAAGAGUUAUUAUAGAUUAUAUUUAGUGCUGGAUCUGUCUUCUCCAGAUGUUCACUGAUGGACUGUGGAUUAUAGAGAUGUUUUUAUGAGACUCUCAUUCUGACGGCACCCAUUCGCUUCCAUUGCUGAGACGCUGAUGCAGUGCUACAUUACUUCCAAUCUCGUAGUGAAACAAAUUAAUUUCAGCACAAUGUCAUCCGGUGUCUGCGGCUCCUUCCUGUACAGCGUUCUGUAAAGUUUGUUUAGGAUCGCAAAGUGAACACAAUAAAUAUUCUUAUGCA
Messenger RNA from Puntigrus tetrazona (Sumatra barb), 2452 nucleotides. RefSeq names its product origin recognition complex, subunit 2 (gene orc2). The record is from RefSeq and is a predicted model, not a curated record. Lineage: Eukaryota; Metazoa; Chordata; Actinopteri; Cypriniformes; Cyprinidae. The transcript has 16 exons. Gene Ontology annotation, cellular component: nuclear origin of replication recognition complex; nucleus. Bases 182 to 1855 code for a protein of 557 amino acids. Gene Ontology annotation, molecular function: DNA replication origin binding. Gene Ontology annotation, biological process: DNA replication.